AUUUAUAUCAUCUGAUUCUAACUGAAAUCAUCCUUAAAAUCCCAAUUUCAAUCCAGAUUCUCUCUUCUUUUUGUCAUGCAAACAAUCUGUUCGACCUUUUGUCUAGCAGAAUUUUCUUGAUAACUUCAUUUGAGUUUCUGUUUUUUCUGUACUUCACUAUAAAAUUUGAUAAAUUCAUUCGAUAUUUCAUUAACAAGGUCGACAACCCAUCAAGAGAGAUUUCUCAAAAUGCAAAGUAAAGUUUCUUUUCGUUCUUGGUUUCGUUUGGUUUUGGGGGUUUAAUUUGAUGAACCCAUUUGAGAAUCGAUUGAAAAGAUUGCAACCCAUCAAGGAAUUUCGUUUAGUUUAGAGAAUUUGAUCAUGGAUCCUUUCUACUCAGUUGUUAAGGAGGAAUACCCAUUAGGUGGAUCAAGUUCUACUGUUGGUGGCAGUGGUAGUACGGUACCGGAAAAGCAGCCGGUGGUGGUGGAAGUGCCGCAGAUAAUGGUGAUGCAAGUGCCACAGCCAAUGGAGGGUCUUCAUGAUUCUGGACCUCCACCUUUCUUGACAAAAGUUUAUGAAAUGGUGGAUGACCCAAAUUUUGAUCACAUUUUGUCUUGGAGUAGAGGAGGUCAAAGCUUUGUUGUUUGGGAUACACAGGCUUUUUCUACUAAUCUCCUCCCAAGAUACUUCAAGCACAACAAUUUCUCUAGCUUUAUUAGACAACUGAAUACCUAUGGUUUCAGAAAGAUCGAUCCUGAUAUAUGGGAGUUUGCUAACGAAGCCUUCUUGAAGGGCCAAAGGCACAUUUUGAAGAACAUCAAAAGAAGAAAAACAUCUUCUCAUCCUCCUCCACAACAAGAAGCUAACAAUCUGUGUGUUGAAGUUGGAACGUUCGGAUUAGAUGGUGAAGUAGAACGUUUAAGACGUGAUAAACGGGUUCUUAUGACGGAGCUCGUGAAACUCAGACAACAGCAGCAAAACACCAGAAGCCAUCUUAAAGAAAUGGAGCUCAGAUUAAAAGGAACAGAAAAGAAGCGGCAAAAAAUGAUGGGUUUCUUGGCGAAAGCUCUGCAAAAUCCCGAAUUCAUACAGAAACUCGCUUCUCAUGGUGAAAGAAAGAAUCUUGCAGAAGCCUUCAUGAAGGAAAGGCGAAAAAGACCAAUUGAUCACGGAUCUAAUCGUGUUAACAUCAUGGAAUCAUCUGAAACUAGUAACGAAUUUGGGGACCUUUCGGAGCUUGAGGAACUUGCUUUAGAAAUGCAAGGUGUUGGUAGAUUGAAAAGAAGUCAAGAGGAAGAAGCUAAAGAUCUUUCCGGGGUUCAAGAGUUCGAUGAGGAAUUCUGGGAAGAGUUGUUUAGUGAAAGAUUUGACAUUGCUGGAAGCGAAGAUGGCGAGGCUGAUAGGUUGGAUUUCUUGGGUUCAAAUGCGAAGUGAAAACCGACAUUUAUCUCCAUUGAUAACAGUUGAAGACACAGAGAAUUAUAACCAGUUUCUUGAUCUCACCAUUGUUGAUUAACUUGUUGAUUCUUGAUCUUUUGUAGCU
Molecule: messenger RNA, 1525 nt
Organism: Cynara cardunculus var. scolymus (artichoke)
Lineage: Eukaryota; Viridiplantae; Streptophyta; Magnoliopsida; Asterales; Asteraceae
Product: heat stress transcription factor A-7a-like
Exons: 3
Coding region: 361-1416 (351 amino acids)
Biological process (GO): regulation of transcription by RNA polymerase II
Cellular component (GO): nucleus
Molecular function (GO): DNA-binding transcription factor activity; RNA polymerase II cis-regulatory region sequence-specific DNA binding
Source: RefSeq, a predicted model, not a curated record